This is a messenger RNA of Tinamus guttatus (white-throated tinamou), 1150 nucleotides long. The record is from RefSeq and is a predicted model, not a curated record. NCBI's taxonomy places the organism in Eukaryota, Metazoa, Chordata, Aves, Tinamiformes, Tinamidae.
CCAGUGAGCGACCUUCAAGAAGAGGGUAAAAAUGCCAUCAAUGCGCCGAUGAACCCAAGCACCGUGGACAUUCAUCCCGAAGAUACACUGCUAGAGGAGAAUGAGGAACGCACCAUGAUUGAUCCUAACUCAAAAGAAGACCCCAAGUUCAAAGAAUUGAUCAAGGUUCUAAUUGAUUGGAUAAACGAUGUGCUGGUGGAGGAGAGAAUCAUUGUUAAACAGCUUGAAGAAGACCUUUAUGAUGGGCAAGUGCUGCAGAAGCUGCUUGAAAAAUUGGCUGACCGUAAGCUGAACGUGGCAGAAGUGACGCAGUCUGAGAUUGGGCAGAAGCAAAAGCUGCAGACGGUGCUGGAAGCUGUUCAUGACUUGCUGCGGCCCCACGGCUGGACAAUCAAGUGGAACGUUGACUCAAUCCAUGGCAAGAAUCUCAUUUCCAUUCUUCACCUUCUGGUGGCUUUGGCAAUGCAUUUCCGCGCUCCCAUUCGGCUGCCUGAACACGUGUCUGUACAAGUGGUGGUUGUGCGGAAACGUGAAGGUCUUCUUCAGACUACCCAUGUUACAGAGGAGCUCACCACGACGACGGAGAUGAUGAUGGGAAGAUUUGAGAGAGAUGCCUUCGACACACUCUUUGAUCAUGCACCAGAUAAACUCAGCGUGGUCAAGAAGUCUCUGAUCACUUUUGUGAACAAACACUUGAACAAACUGAAUUUGGAAGUAACCGAGUUAGAAACCCAGUUUGCAGAUGGUGUUUACUUGGUAUUGCUCAUGGGUCUCCUUGAAGACUACUUCGUUCCACUUCACAACUUCUACUUAACACCUGAAAGUUUUGAUCAGAAGGUCCAUAAUGUUUCCUUUGCUUUUGAGCUGAUGCAAGAUGGAGGACUCAAGAAACCAAAAGCUCGCCCUGAAGAUGUUGUCAACCUGGAUCUGAAGUCUACCCUCAGGGUUCUGUACAACCUCUUCACGAAGUACAAGAACAUUGAGUGAUCCUGAAAGCUGCUGAGGUGUUCGUCCUUCCAACCUCCUUAGGAAAAAAUACAAUAAAAACACCUGCACGCUCUCUUUGUGCCUUAUGCAUUCUUCAUGCAUUCUUUCUAUACUUGAUGUAAUCUCUCCUUAGCUCCUUGUAUGACACCCUACUAAAAAUAAU